AUGGCAAUUCCAAGGACAUUAUCAAAGAUUCCUCGUGGAGGGUUGGGGAGUGUAUCAUCAUGCCUACGAGCGCCAGUCAGCUUAUACAAUGGAAGCUCCCGCACGAUGGCAACUGUGGUGCCACCGGUUACCCAGGAUGCAACUGGAUCAAAGGGGCCUACUGCAAUGGUUUUUCUAAACAUGGGUGGACCUUCCACUACAGAUGAGGUCGGCGAUUUCUUGAGCAGGUUGUUUGCAGAUGGCGACUUGAUACCGCUUGGAAGGCUACAGUCUUAUCUCGGCCCUCUUAUUUCACGACGUCGAACUCCGAAGAUCCAGAAACAAUACGCCGAAAUAGGUGGUGGCUCCCCAAUUCGGAAGUGGUCAGAAUACCAAUGUUCCGAGAUGUGCAAAAUACUGGACAAGAUAUCGCCGGAGACUGCGCCGCAUAAGCCAUACGUGGCAUUCAGAUAUGCUGCCCCAUUGACAGAGGAGAUGUACACUCAGCUGCUCAAGGAUGGGUUUGGAGGAGGUAAAGGCGGACGGGCUGUCGCUUUCACACAAUACCCUCAAUACUCUUGUUCAACUACGGGGAGUUCGCUCAAUGACCUCUGGAGAUGGAAGAACAAGCUAGAGGGGAGACGUGGUGCUGAAGAGUCGGGAGAUGUUAGUGGGAACAUCCAAUGGAGCGUUAUUGAUAGAUGGCCGACGCACACAGGGUUGGUCGAAGCGUUUGCGCAAAAUAUUGAAGCACAACUGGCCACGUACCCUGAGGAUAAGCGUGACAAUGUUGUCCUUCUUUUCUCAGCCCACAGUCUGCCGAUGUCCGUUGUCAACCGAGGUGACCCAUAUCCUGCUGAGGUCGCUGCGACAGUAUAUGCGGUCAUGCAAAGACUGAAAUUCUCUAACCCUUACCGGCUCUGUUGGCAGUCUCAAGUCGGACCCCACGCCUGGCUCGGGGCCCAGACGAGUGACACGGUCCAGAACUAUGUCAGCCGCGGACAGACUGACCUUCUCUUGGUCCCUAUCGCAUUUACUAGUGACCAUAUAGAGACUCUCUACGAACUAGACAAGGAGGUUAUUCAUGAAGCAAAUAGCCCGGGCGUCAAGCGAGUGGAAAGUCUCAACGGGAACCCCGUUUUCAUUCAGGGAUUAGCAGACCUAGCGGCAGAGCAUCUUCGAAGUGGUGAAAAGUGCUCGCACCAGAUGAUGCUCCGAUGCCAAAACUGCACGAGUGAUAGGUGCCUGGAGCAGAAGAGGUUCUUCGCUGGCCCAGAGCGCAGCGCUCUCGUUCGAUAA
Nannizzia gypsea CBS 118893 is the source of this 1278-nucleotide messenger RNA. Its product is annotated as ferrochelatase. Gene Ontology annotation, biological process: heme biosynthetic process. NCBI's taxonomy places the organism in Eukaryota, Fungi, Ascomycota, Eurotiomycetes, Onygenales, Arthrodermataceae. The record is from RefSeq and is a predicted model, not a curated record. Gene Ontology annotation, molecular function: protoporphyrin ferrochelatase activity. The transcript is spliced from 3 exons. Bases 1 to 1278 code for a protein of 425 amino acids.